AUGUAAAUUCUUGAUUAAGAUGAAGACCUUGAAAAUUAAAGAUAGCAGCUCCAUAUUGAAUUAAUGCAAAAAUUGCCUGAAAUCCCAGCUAAUGAAGUAAUUUCUAAUACUGAAAUGCGUGAUUAAGUGUGUCUGAUAUGUUUAGGAGAUAUCCUAAAUCGUAGUCCAUGUAAAAUGCAGAAAAUAGCUUCUAAAGAUUCAACAUAAAAACUAACUGAUACUAAGGCUAAGGUUAUUAAAUUAUCAUGCGGAAAUAAAGCCAACACUCUUUAUCACAAAUAAUGCCUUUCUUAAUGGCUGAAGCUUAAAACAGAGUGUCCACUCUGUAGAUGUGAUGAUAUUCUAAACACUCAUGUAAUGAUUAAAAACUAUAAAUCGAAGUAGGGCAGAAACAGCGAUGGUAUAUCAAAUGAAAUACCGAAUAAUAGAACUGCCAUCAGUUCUUCAUAAAACAAUUAGAACGUUAAUAACAACAAUAACUAAAACAACUCAUACAUUAGAAGACUUUUUGGAGUUCAAUCUUCCUAGCCAGAAAACUAAAUUUAAACAAACCGUAGGCUUCUUAACAGAAGGCAGUAUAAUAGUGUAUAUAAUAAUGACUUAUAUUAUCAUAUGAUUAGAUUCUGA
Molecule: messenger RNA, 627 nt
Organism: Stylonychia lemnae
Lineage: Eukaryota; Ciliophora; Spirotrichea; Sporadotrichida; Oxytrichidae
Source: the annotation of a GenBank genome assembly